AUAUAUGUGAAAUGGUUUGAUACAGUAAUGUUUUACUAUGUUAUUUUAGUGUAUUUAGUGAAUGUCACUUUUUGCCAUUUUCAAAUUUCCCGCCGUUCCGUCCCGUCUCGACGUUGCAGGGGACGGAACCCAGAAGACAGAUGCCGGCAUCCGCCGGAGGACAUUACAGGGGACACUGCAGGAGGGACAUCGUGGGAGCGCAGGGCAAGGUAAGUGAAGAACAGAUCCCAGAGCAACGCCGCAUGGUAUUCCCGAGUGUAGCUUGGGGUUACCGCUUGUGCUACACUCGGGAAUACCGCCAGGGGGGUUA
Messenger RNA from Staurois parvus, 310 nucleotides. NCBI's taxonomy places the organism in Eukaryota, Metazoa, Chordata, Amphibia, Anura, Ranidae. The record is from the annotation of a GenBank genome assembly.